Manis javanica (Malayan pangolin) is the source of this 2397-nucleotide messenger RNA. RefSeq names its product transmembrane protein 198 (gene TMEM198). Gene Ontology annotation, cellular component: plasma membrane; cytoplasmic vesicle. NCBI's taxonomy places the organism in Eukaryota, Metazoa, Chordata, Mammalia, Pholidota, Manidae. The record is from RefSeq and is a predicted model, not a curated record. Gene Ontology annotation, biological process: positive regulation of canonical Wnt signaling pathway.
GAGAAGGGGGAGGUUAAAGAGGAGGGACCCCCGGAAGUGCCCCCUCCUCAGUGCAAGAGAGGGAAUGGCUGGGGGCGGAGUCCCAGACGUGGUUGGUGCAUCCCAGGUGACGUAAAGCAGCCAGCUCCUCCCAGAAUGGUGCGCCCUGAGUGACGUCAGGAGCAGAGGCCGGAGCUGUCCAUCAGCACCAAAGGCCGCGGGCGGGCUCAGGGCAUGGGGCCGCAGCUCCGGGGCAGCCCAAGCCCCAGCUCCUGCUCCUUUCCCUUCCCCAGGCCCAGCCCGAGUACCCGGACGCCGCGGGACUGGAGUGCCAGCCGGUGCUGGAGGCGGAGUAGCGACCCCGCGGCGCAGCGACCUGUUUCUCCGGCCCCGCAGCCCUCUCCCCGAACGGCGGACUUUUACUGGACCCCAGUCAACUGGGCCUCUGGCUCCCCGCAACCCCGGAUCCUCUGGCCCCUGCACAGCCUCUUUCGCUCAGAAGCCCAGCUCGCCUCCAGCCCAGGCUGACCUAGGAGGGUGACUCCCUUCCAUUCCCAGCACUAUGCCGGGCACUAUGGCACCACUGCGGUUCCAGCUGCUGCCCCCUGAGCCAGAUGAUGCCUUCUGGGGUGCACCCUGUGAACAGCCCCUGGAGCGCAGGUACCAGGCACUGCCAGCCCUCAUCUGCAUCAUGUGCUGUCUGUUUGGAGUCGUCUACUGCUUCUUUGGUUACCGAUGCUUCAAGGCAGUGCUCUUCCUCACUGGGUUGCUGUUUGGCUCAGUGGUCAUCUUCCUGUUGUGCUACCGAGAGCGGGUGCUGGAGACACAGCUGAGUGCCGGGGCAAGUGCAGGCAUCGCACUGGGCAUUGGGUUGCUCUGCGGGCUGGUGGCCAUGCUAGUACGCAGCGUGGGCCUUUUCCUAGUGGGGCUGCUGCUCGGUCUGCUGCUCGCUGCUGCUGCCCUGCUGGGCUCUGCACCCUACUACCAGCCGGGCUCUGUCUGGGGCCCACUAGGGCUGCUGCUGGGUGGCGGCCUACUCUGCGCCCUGCUCACGCUGCGCUGGCCCCGACCGCUCACCACCCUGGCCACUGCUGUGACUGGUGCUGCUCUCAUCGCCACCGCCACAGACUAUUUUGCAGAGCUGCUGCUGCUGGGACGCUAUGUAGUGGAACGACUACGGGCCGCCCCUGUGCCCCCGCUCUGCUGGCGGAGCUGGGCCCUGCUGGCACUUUGGCCCCUGCUCAGCCUGAUGGGCAUUCUGGUGCAGUGGAGGGUGACGGCUGAGAGGGACUCCCACACGGAAGUGGUAAUCAGCCGGCAGCGACGACGUGUGCAGCUGAUGCGUAUUCGGCAGCAGGAAGAGCGCAAGGAGAAGCGGCGGAGGAAGAGACACCCUCGGGUUCCCCCCAGAGGCCCCAGAGCUCCUCCAAGGCCUGGGCCCCCUGACCCUGCUUAUCGGCGCAGGCCAGUGCCCAUCAAACGCUUCAAUGGAGACGUCCUCUCCCCAAGCUACAUCCAGAGCUUCCGGGACCGGCAGACAGGGAGCUCACUGAGCUCCUUCAUGGCUUCGCCCACAGAUGUGGACUAUGAGUAUGGGUCGCAGGGCCCACUGACAGCCUGCUCGGGGCCCCCUGUGCGGGUAUAGCAGUAUAGCUGUUUCUGCCCACCUAGACUCUGUGGUCACCAGCUCUGCCAGCUUGGGGAGGUCUGCUGGGCCACCACCCAGCCAAUCUGGCCCUUGGCUGUCCCUUUCCCCACCUUCAAGCAAGCUGGCCUGACUGCUGGAAGGGAGACCUGUCUCAGGCUAAGCUAGGCCUGGGGGGAAAGCCCGCUCUCAACUUCCCAAGGGGCUCCUGAAGAACGCAGGGUGUGAGCCCCACUGGGGUAUGCUCAGGGUUGUGAGUGUGUUGCCUCUGUGUGCGUGUGUGUGUGUGUGUGUGUGUGUGUGUGUGUGUGUGUGUGUGUAGGGGUGGGUUUAGAGGGGACACUGGGACCUUUGCCUUAGAUUUCUGAUUGGUGGAGCUUUUCCAAGGCUGGCCCUGCCUCCUCUCCCACUGCUGGGCUCCCAUGGACCACUCUCCUGCAUGUCUAAGUGGAGGAGGUCUGCUUUCCUCCCCCGACACGCCACCUCUCAACCAGACUCGUCUAAGGCUUCUUGUCCUUGUCCAUGGGGCUAACUUCAGCACCUCACCCUGAUCCCCUGUCUCUGCAAAGCCACCAGCCUGAGGGCAGUGGUAGGGGAUUGAGGUGAGGGGUGCUACUCUGGGCUGGGCUGGGGAGGGGAACUGGGGAAGGGGCCUUAAAUGCACGGUGCAUGUCUGGUGUCUGUCUUGCCACCCUGGACACCUCAUGCUUCUGUCUCCCCAUGCCCCACCCUGUUUUACAUCUUUUAUAAAUGUGCCAAACUGUGUGGCUUCU